This is a messenger RNA of Closterium sp. NIES-67, 1661 nucleotides long. NCBI's taxonomy places the organism in Eukaryota, Viridiplantae, Streptophyta, Zygnematophyceae, Desmidiales, Closteriaceae. The record is from the annotation of a GenBank genome assembly.
CGUGUGGUGGCCGUGGUGUGAAGGCCGUGUGGUGGCCGUGGUGUGAAGGCCGUGUGGUGGCCGUGGUGUGUAGGCCGUGUGGUGGCCCUGGUGUGAAGGCCGUGUGGUGGCCGUGGUGUGAAGGCCGUGUGGUGGCCGUGGUGUGAAGGCCGUGUGGUGGCCGUGGUGUGAAGGCCGUGUGGUGGCCGUGGUGUGAAGGCCGUGUGGUGGCCGUGGUGGUGUCCCACCUGUUCAUGCCGAAUUGUGACCUUUGCUGCUCCUUCCUGGAGGCACAUGCCUGGGGAUCAUGCUCCAAGCGAUGAAUGCAUGCGCGACUAGGGUACAUAGAUGGGGGUGUAUGUAUGGCAGGAAGUGGGUGGGCGACACGUAGGGGAGUGGAGGAGAUUAAUUGUGCGCUAUUCACUCAUGUAUCCCCCUCUCAUUUGUCCCUUCUCUUGACGCCCUUCACUAAGCCACCUCUCUCCUGCAGCACCACAAGCAAGCACUGGAUGUUGGCUGAACGGAUGGCAGAGAGGGGAGCGCUGCUGGCAUGUUCGGUGGGAGAUCCAGGGACUGCCUCGGGCCCGCCUGGAUGCCGCAGUCCAGGGGAAGCGUCGGGGUUGGGCCUGGCCCAACCAAGCCCGUCCCUUCCUACAUGUCCUCUGCUAUCGGUUUCCCUUUUCAUCUCCCUCCCCUCCCAAACCCCCCCCCUCUCUCGCAGCACCACAAGCGAGCUCUGGAGGUGGACGAGUGGAUGGCAGUGAGGGGCGCAGAGGCGGGCAGCAUGUGGGCACUGGGCGAUUGUGCUGCCAUCGCUCACAGGCCGCUGACUGACGAGACAGCACGCACCUUCCGUUCUUUCGACACCAACGGCGAUGGCUGCCUCUCACCCUCCGAGACCAAAGCGGCAAUCGCUGCUCUGCGGGAGCGCUACCCGCAUGCUGCUGCUGUGCUCAAGUCACGAGACCGGAUGAACCGACUCAUUCAGGACGCAAUGCACGGAGAGAAUGGCUCCCAGGGCGAACCUCUGGCAGGCAGCGGAGUGCGGGGGGAAGGAGAUUGAUGGGACUGCGUGUGAGGGCAGGGGGCUGUCGCUGGAGCAGUUUGAGGCGGUGCUGAGGGGUGUGGAGGGGCAGAUGAAGACGCUGCCGGCCACGGCACAGGUGGCAGCGCAGCAGGGCGAGUACAUGGCGCGCUGCUUCAACCGCCUGCUGGAACCCUCUUUGAAGCCGGAGGGGCCGCCGAAGCUGAGGGGGGAAGAGAGGCACGUGCUGCAGCCAUUCCGCUACGUGCAUUGGGGGCAGUUCGCCCCUCUCGGGUCUGAGACAACAGCAUUGGCCGGUCCACCCAAUGGCUCUGGUACUCGGUGUACGCCAGCAAACAAGUCUGUGCCAGGACAAGAGCACUGGUUGUGUUUGAUUGGGUCAAAUCAGCCAUAUUUGGUCGGGAUUCGAGUCGUAUGUGACUACUUCCUGUACAUCUGUUACCUACUUACUGCUAUUUCAUGUAACGCCUCAUAACCGCGUACAAAGCACCCUUUGUCGACAAACAUACAAUUCUGUCUGCACAUAUUUAUUUCGUUUAGGUAUGUUUGUUAUAGCCUAGCUAGAGCAAAUCUUAGAGACGACAAUAUUCUUGUAUGUGUAUCUCCCUUCCCCCUCUUCUUAGUCACAAUUUUUCCC